AUGCCGGCGUCUUGGCAACAGCUGAGAAACUUGGCAAUUUUUUUCGGUGUGAUGUCUUCAUCAGGAUGUGCCACCAUGUAUUAUCUGAUACAAAAAUCAUUUACCAAGAAAGAAUAUUUCACAGAGGCUAUUGAGAAGCUGGAGUCUCAACCCAGUGCACUAGAGAUUAUAGGAGCACCACCUCUCAAAGUCCACCAUCUCAAACUGAUGGACAAAUACAACCACGUAGACAAGUCAACAGCUCAGAUCAAGAUACCAGUGUCUGGAUCCCUUCUUACUGGCAAUCUGUGUACUUCAGCUGUACGAGACCAUCUAAAUCAAAGGUGGAGUCUCCAGGAAGUCGUUCUAGAAUUGAAGAAUGGACAAAACAUCCCAAUUUUCCAUUCCAAUAUACCUGAUGCAGAUCAGAUAGAAACAAGCCCUGAUGCCUUUUGA
This is a messenger RNA of Nanorana parkeri, 435 nucleotides long. RefSeq names its product cytochrome c oxidase assembly factor 1 homolog. The transcript has 4 exons. The coding region runs from base 1 to 435 and encodes 144 amino acids. NCBI's taxonomy places the organism in Eukaryota, Metazoa, Chordata, Amphibia, Anura, Dicroglossidae. The record is from RefSeq and is a predicted model, not a curated record. Gene Ontology annotation, biological process: mitochondrial respiratory chain complex IV assembly; mitochondrial respiratory chain complex I assembly. Gene Ontology annotation, cellular component: mitochondrial inner membrane.